Messenger RNA from Pipistrellus nathusii (Nathusius's pipistrelle), 354 nucleotides. The record is from the annotation of a GenBank genome assembly. Lineage: Eukaryota; Metazoa; Chordata; Mammalia; Chiroptera; Vespertilionidae.
AUGUCUCCGGAUGGACACCCAGCAAGGGCCCCUGAGGUGCGCGCAUUUGGCAGGCUCGUCAGGAAGAUGAAAGAGGAUGGAGCCAAGGUGCCGCCUUCUUUCCCGGACCAGCCAGGCCAGCUGGCUUCUGAAACAAGUCCUCUCUCACUCCUCACCCAGCCAGCCCUCUGCUACAGCCUCACUCCCAGCCUGCAGAUUAGACGGAAACCUGUGCAGGUAAACGUUUCCUUUGCUUCUGCAGCCAAGGCACACAGUCAUCUGUCCGGCCCAGGUGCCUGGGAGGAGAAAUCCUGCUGUGGAAGCUGCUGUGACUGGGUGUCCUCGGGGGAACGCUGGCUAGCCAUUCCCAGCUAA